AUGUUAGAUCAUUUAAAUAAUCAACGCGGUAUUAAACUCAAUAAAUUAAAAUUCAAUGAUGACAAUACGUACGUAGCAACUAGUGAAACAGUGGCUGUAGAAAAAAUUCUAGCAUUGACACCAUUAUGCACUCAAAUAACCACAAUAAAAAAUAUAGAGUGUAUGUCUGAUGGAGAAUACGUAUCAUUUAUUUGUAAAGUUGUUGAAAUUGGUUCUGACGAGUCCGUACUACUCAACAAUGGGUCAAAGCGCAUUCAAAAAUUAAAAAGAACUACAGUUAUUGCAGAUAAUACCAAUUCUAUAAUUAUGAAUAUAUGGGAAAAUCAUUUUGAUAUAAUUAAAAAAGAUGUAUGCUACAAAAUAAAACUAGCCAAAGCGAAAAUGUUCAAUAAUGAAAUUACAUUAACAACAACAGCACAUACUACUUUCGAAACAAUAGAAGACAUCCAUAUCAUCAAUAUUUCCACAACACCACAAAUAUCAACAGAAUCAGUUGUAAUUGGUACAAUAACAUCAAUAGGUCGAGUACAAGAAACUUGUAAAUGUCCAAAAUGUUAUUCAACUGAUGUGGAAUGCAAUGGAAAAACAAUCAAAUGUACGACGUGCAAUUCAAGAUCAGUAUACCUAACAAAGUCAACAACUUCAGAAAAACUUACUCUUAGUAUUCUCGAUACUAAUCAAAUCACAUUAGAAUUUACAGUCGAUAUAUCUAAACUUUGCGAAUUACUAGAAAGAUGUGGCCGUCAAGAUCUCUGUAACAACGAUUUAGUUGAUCACGAAGACGUUCUAUUAACACUCUCUUCUAUAACUGUUUUUGUUCAUUACAAUACAAGAAAUAUGCAGAUAAAUAACAUAGUAUUAAAUAAUAUCGAUAACAAAUAA
Molecule: messenger RNA, 882 nt
Organism: Rotaria socialis
Lineage: Eukaryota; Metazoa; Rotifera; Eurotatoria; Philodinida; Philodinidae
Source: the annotation of a GenBank genome assembly